CCAGUAGUCGUCUUGGCUCGGCUCUGCGCAGGAGUUGCUUCAGAUACGGUCCUUGCACAGGGCCUGCGAUUUUGGCGACCAUAUUUUGCAGGCAAUGAGUUUCUUUGGCCGCAGCGGCUCUUUCAUGGCAUCGGGCCCACGAGGUGGGUUUGUUGCGGGCUCCCGCGGGUCCUUUGCGGGCGGCGGCGGCGGCGGCGCGCUCGCCAGCGGCGGGGCCUACAGCCAGCUGGGCUAUUCUGGUGGUGGCGUCUAUCCCGGUGAUGGCGUCUAUCCCGGGAUGGGCUAUGCUGACGCGGACUGCGGCAAUGGCUGCGGCGCGGACGGGUGUGGAGUGGGCGCUGGCGGUGGCGCGUGCUGCGGAGUCGGAGGCGCCAGCUGUGGUGGAGGCAUCGCUGGUACGACGAUGUCUUAUGUGGGCGCAGGCGGUGAUUACGUUGCCACGACCACUUACCAGUACGUGGGCCAGGGUGCAGGCACCUUCGCCGUGGUGCCGAUUCCUGCGGCCGGGUGCAGCGUUUGGUGGCUGUGCUGCCUCUGGUGGCUGGCGCUGAUCCCCUUCAUCUUCUUCGCGGGAACCACCACCACGACCACCACAACAACGCCCCCCAUCGUCAUUAGCACCCCGCCUCCGGAAACCCCGCCGCCCGUCGUGAAUCCCACGCCAGCCCCCCCACCGCCGCAGGGACCUCCGCGCAUCUGCAAGAUCUACGGGGACCCCCACGUGACGACGUUCGAUGGGAGCCACGCGAGCUUCUACUCCCAGGGCGAGUACUGGGUUGUGAAGAGCUCCACCGUCUGGAUUCAGGGCCGCUACCUGCCAACUCCAGUGACCAACGGCCUCUCCGUCCUGAAGGAGGUCGCGAUCGGUGGCCCCUUCUUGGAGGGCAAGAACGGCGAAAAGAACCUCCUCCGUAUUUCAGCCCUCAGCGCGACCUUCAACGGGGUCCCCAUCAUCCCCAGCUUCCCAGACGCCUGGGAGAACAGGGACCCGAUGGUCAAGGUGGUCACCGACGGCAACGGGCAGGUGAUGCAGUCGAGCCGCGCCGGCAAGCAGUUGCACGUCGUGCACGUGGACUUGCCGCUGAACGUUCAUCUGGAGAUCAACCGCUGGAACGAGCCGGGCGAGGGCGACUACCUGAACACGAUGAUCACUAUGGGCAUGCAGCCCAACCAGGAUGGCCACUGUGGCAAUGCACAAGGCUCACGGCCCAUUCGCCGACCCCUAGUAUUUUUUUUGCUAAGGUCAAGGCUGUGCAAGAGGAUGAUGAUGAUGAUUAUGAUGAUGAUGAUGAGGAUGAGGAUGAGGAUGAGGAUUGGACCGGAGCGCGGGGGACCCCGCAUAUAGAAGAUAUCUCAAGACCUCGGAGGUCUGGGCUGACAGGCCUGGCGCUCUGUCGAAGCUCGCCCCGCAUGGGGCAGGGUCUGGGGAGGGGCAGAGAUCUCCCACGGUGGUAACCCCGGUGGGACGGCAGAUUUCAAUGGCAACCCAGACGACGACACCCGGCCACAGAUCCGCGCCCGCAUCGGCACCACAGGUGUUGCGCAGCAAGACCUGCUCUUCAACACCAAGACCCCCGUGACGCCGGCGAACCGGCCAGACCUCAACAAUUGUCCCACCGAGAAGGCAGACCAGGCCAGGUCCAUUUGCACGUCUAAGUCCAAGAAUCACAUGCCAAACCACGAUUGCAUGGUUGACGUGUGUUUCGGAGGGCCGCACUUCGCGGAACUGACCGACUACGACGAGUGAGGGGCGGCUUGCGAGGCCACAGGACGUGGCUGUUCUACAGCAUCCCGUGCACGCUGGGCGGACGUCUACACUCAAGGGAGGAACAACCACCUGGACCCGACAUGUGGCGUUUACUAAACGGCCCUGGGCGUUUGCUAAACAGCCCUGCCCUGUUUGAUUCCUUCUUUGGGUGAGUUUGCUAAACGACUUGGCGUGUCGGGGUGAUGAUGAUGAGGGUGGAUUUUCUGCUCUCUAAUACACUCGCCAGGACAUUUGAAGAGACUCCAUUUCCUGGGCUGGGCACCCAGAUUUUUACCGAGAAGCAGGGGACUGCCUGGCUCCGCCUGCUACGCAGGCCUUUGAACGCUGGCGGGAUCUUCCACCUACAGCGCUUCACAAUGGGUUCCACCGCUCGGCUGCUUUUUGCUGGGUAGAAGUAUUUCGUGGAGAGAGAUUGGGCAAAGGUACCGGUCAAACCAUCGUCACGGCAGUCGCUCCUAUCGUCGCUCGUACCUAACAACGUUGUAAUUUUAUGCGUCUUCAUGGUCAUCAUCAUUAUCAUCAGUAUCGUACGUCGUCAGCACAGGUCGUCGCAUUCAUGUUCAUGGGCAUCGAACUUGAAGAGACCAAGUUGUUUCCCCGAUGUCUGGCUCGGUCCCAGCGAAUGAGUGUGUCCGCGCGAUGCUGAGACAGUACGGCUUGACCCAUGCGAGUCUGAUGUUCAGACAACACAAGUCAUACAAUCGUGACUUGGCGCCAGAAGCGAUAGGAAAUCAUUGAGGUUUUUGGCGAGGCCGUGGACGAUCUUGAGCUCUCAUCCCGACUGUUGAGGUCGGCAGUUUUUGACCCCUCUGGAUGGAGCCUCGCUGGGGAUGUGCAUUCUCCGCCUUGUUGCUCAUCGCAUGUAUGAUGCAUACCCGCAGGACACUCAACAACCCUCUAGCAGGAGGAGCACAC
Prorocentrum cordatum is the source of this 2683-nucleotide messenger RNA. Lineage: Eukaryota; Dinophyceae; Prorocentrales; Prorocentraceae. The record is from the annotation of a GenBank genome assembly.